CGGUUGCGGCCCGCAGUCUCGGUGAACGCUCAACAGGCACGGAGACGUACACUGCAGAUUGCAGUACUGCAGUCGUAUCGCACGCGUCACGGCCGAUAGACCCGACACGUGUGUGCAGUAAAAAAAACCGUUCUAUGUUUAAAUUGUAUUGUUUACCGUUUUCGUUUUCUUUUCCGUUUACACCGCCGACGACGUUGUAAAAAUCGUCGGCGGCACACACUCGCGCGAGAUGGGCCGUCCGCCGUUCGCGUGGCUGCCGACGCUGCUUUUGCUGCGGACCGCGGCCUUUGCUGACAAUCCGUGUCCGAUGAACGUUUCGCAACCGGCACCCGACAACGCUUACCAGGUGAACGACGUACUGUGGGCUGGGCAACCGGAAAAACCGUAUCCGCCGGCCGCGUACCGUACGAUUCCGGGCGUCGGUUUCGUCCUGUGCACGUGCGAAAUAGGACCGUGUGUCCGCAAGUGCUGCGCGCCGAACGCUGCGUACGUGAAUUCGAAAUGCAAGCCACUGAACGAGUCGGACCAUGUCGCCAAGUUCGAGGUUCCGAAAUUAAUGAAUGCAAGCGGGACGGUUGAUGUAUAUGAGACGAGCGUGUUUCAUAUAGUCCAUGGAAAACCGGCAUGUGCUAAAAAAUAUAAAUUGGUUCCAUCAGUGGAGGAAAAUGAUCAUUUCUUAGUAUCUGGUGCGGGAUGGUUGCUGAAUGAAUCGAAAACUGUUAUUGCUGCACCGAAUCGAUUUUGUUUGGAGCAAUUUUCUGAUUUAAAUUAUCAAAUUUUAGCAAUUGUUUGUUCUCCGGAAAUAUCGGAGAGUCCACAGGGAGGUGUUAGUAUAAUUUAUACGAUCGGCAUGAUGCUGUCACUACCAUUUUUGUUUUCAACGUUCCUCGUUUAUGCGCUUAUCAGAGACUUACAAAAUUUGCAUGGAAAGUCUUUAAUGUGUCAUGUAGCAACGCUAUUGGUGGCCUACACCAGUCUAAUAAUUGUUCAAUUUAUUACUAAUAGCGUUGUUAAAGAAUGGUGCGUUUUUUUAGCGUAUACCGUUCAAUUCUCAUUUUUGGCAAGUUUUUUCUGGCUUAAUGUUAUGUGUUUUGAUCUAUGGUGGACUUUCAGUGGAUUUAGACCAUUAAGAGGAAAUUUAAAAGAACAUGAGGCGAAAAAGUUUAUUGUCUACUCUAUUUAUGCUUGGGGAUGUACCUCAUUUAUCUCAAUAAUUACAUUUGGUAUGGAGGAAUUACCAUAUUUACCAUCUGGUGCAAUUCGUCCGGGAUUCGGAAAUAAGAGCUGUUGGUUUGGUUCAAAUUCAGCCAUGCUGUUAUAUUUUUAUGGUCCUAUCGCUACUCUAUUGUUAAGUAAUUUGUUGAUGUUUAUACACACAGCAAUAAUGAUUGUCAAACAUAUGAGGGAUGCUAAAGUACUUAGAGGAUCUGAAAGUCAAAAGAAUGUGGACCAUGAAAAGCGAAGAAAUGUAUUAUGUUUCAGAUUUAUGUUGUACUUGAAAUUAUUCAUCGUCAUGGGUGUUAAUUGGUUAAUGGAAAUUAUAUCAUGGGCAUUAGGUUCAGAUGGUCCUGCAAUUUUGUGGUACAUCACAGACAUUGGGAACUGUUUGCAAGGGGUGUUGAUUUUUUUAAUUUUUGUGUGUAAAAAACGUGUAUUAAAUUUAUUAAACAAAAAGCUUUGUCCACAAUUACAACUUUUUAAGACAUCUAAUGUAUCUACUAGAACCACCAAUAGCACCGUCUCUAGGACUAGCUCCAAUGUAAAAAAUAAAGACGCAGUUGAAAUGUCCACUAGAAGUUCAAGCAAUUCAACUAAUAAUCAAUUGCACGACUUUAAAGCUUAACAAAAGUGUAAUAAAAAUAAAAUAAACUUAAAUUCAAUUUCCUUAUACUAAAUUUAAAAUUUGAUUGUUAUUUAAAUUUAUGCUUUUGACCACGAUUUGUAUUUUGAUUAGAAUUGAGUUUUUUGUUUUGAAUUCUACUCCAUGUUAGUUCCAAAAUAUAGUCUCAUAAUAAAUACACUAUUUUUAAAUUAUGCUUUGUUAGU
This is a messenger RNA of Melanaphis sacchari, 2046 nucleotides long. Its product is annotated as G-protein coupled receptor Mth2-like. Gene Ontology annotation, biological process: G protein-coupled receptor signaling pathway; cell surface receptor signaling pathway. Lineage: Eukaryota; Metazoa; Arthropoda; Insecta; Hemiptera; Aphididae. Gene Ontology annotation, cellular component: membrane. The coding region runs from base 230 to 1843 and encodes 537 amino acids. Gene Ontology annotation, molecular function: G protein-coupled receptor activity. The record is from RefSeq and is a predicted model, not a curated record. The transcript has 6 exons.